AUGACGACCGGCGCUCCGGCAACGGCGACAUUUCAGGGCGUCUCGCUGGACGAGGCGGUGGAGGAGACGCUUGGCGUCGUCCAUCUCGGCCUCGUCUGGCUCCUCGGCCUCGGGCUCUACCUCGGCUUGCCGGGCUGGGCGAGGCCAGAUCGGCGACUGGGCGCCGUCCGACCGCCGCAUCUGACCACUUGUCCGGUUGCCGUGACAACGGAGGAUCGCGGUGAUCCGAUCGGCCGUCUCUUGAGCUGGCUCGAGGCGGUCGAGAUCGUCGCGAUCGUCUGGUUCAGUCUCCGCGUCCACUGCUCCAUCAGUCGGGCCCGAGGCCGGGCUCGCGGCGGUCUGGGUUCGACGGAGUCGGGACUCGAACCGGUCGCGGUUAUGACGCCUCCGAGAGCGGACGUCGAGAGCCGCGUCGGCGGCGCGAGCAGCGACUCCGGCGAGCCGCGUCACCUGCGCUUCGCCUCGGUCUCGAUGAGCACUAGCGGCAACAACGAGGAGGCGAUGGCGCCGAAGCGGGACUCGAACGCCACCCGAAAUCGGCCCUCGCAGGCAGUCGUGGAGUUCUCGCGGGCCCUCAACACCAUUCGCUUUUUCAUGGCCUCCGUCGUUCUUGGCGUGCUUCCGGCAACUAUGGCCCAACUGGCCACGGCGCAUGGACUUUCGGUGAGUUCGAAUCACGCCAGCCGGCCGAAAUGUGUGAGUUAG
Protopolystoma xenopodis is the source of this 705-nucleotide messenger RNA. The record is from the annotation of a GenBank genome assembly. Lineage: Eukaryota; Metazoa; Platyhelminthes; Monogenea; Polystomatidea; Polystomatidae.